Messenger RNA from Bombina bombina (fire-bellied toad), 1569 nucleotides. Its product is annotated as deoxyribonuclease-1. Gene Ontology annotation, biological process: DNA catabolic process. Gene Ontology annotation, molecular function: DNA nuclease activity. The record is from RefSeq and is a predicted model, not a curated record. NCBI's taxonomy places the organism in Eukaryota, Metazoa, Chordata, Amphibia, Anura, Bombinatoridae. The transcript is spliced from 10 exons. Gene Ontology annotation, cellular component: nucleus. Bases 90 to 1199 code for a protein of 369 amino acids.
UUGUACACACAGCUUCCUGAUCUUCGCACACCAGCCUGUGUCUGUACAACAGGUGUGGUUUAAUCCAUGCCUGUAUUCUCCUAGGAAACAUGUCGUUCCUGACCCUGCUGGCUAUAACAGCAUGCUUUAUGCAUGCAGGAUUCGCCUUAAAAAUUGCGUCUUUCAACAUCCAAAGAUUUGAUAUUUCUAAGGUUAAUAACUCUGAAGUUCUCAACAUCAUCAUUGAGAUUUUGAGGAGAUAUGACCUUAUAUCUGUGCAAGAGGUGAUGAGUUCAGAUGACACAGCCAUUAUCGCCCUUGUGCAGGAACUCAACUUCGCCACUGGCUUACAUUAUAAUGUGCUGACUUCUGACCAUCUGGGGCGUAGUUCUUAUCGGGAGAAGUAUGCAUAUAUAUUCCGGGAAGAUAUCCUGAAGCCCACGGAGUGGUACCACUAUGAUGAUGAUUGUGAAAACUGUGGCACAGACACGUUCAUUAGGGAACCAUUUGUGGCACACUUUUCUUCUCUUACAACAGAGGUGAAGGAUUUUGCAUUGGUUUCUAUUCACACCAGUCCGGAUUAUGCUGUACGGGAGGUGGAUGCGCUUUAUGACGUGUGGGAAGAUGCCAAGCAACGCUUGCUUACUGAGAACAUCCUGAUUCUGGGGGAUUACAACGCUGACUGCUCCUAUGUGAAAGCCAGCCAUUGGCCGAGCAUCCGCCUGCGUAACGCUUGUGGCCUUGUGUGGCUUAUUGGUGAUGAUGAGGAUACCACGGUGAGCACAAACACUCACUGCGCUUAUGACAGGUUUGUUGCAAGUGGCGAAGAACUGCAGAGGGCAGUAAUACCCGGCACUGCCAAGGCGUUCAACUACCAGCUGGAAUAUGGUCUCUCCUAUGACAAGACAAAAGCGGUAUCUGAUCAUUACCCUGUGGAGCUGGAGCUGUCUGCUGACCCUUUCUACAACGGUCAGCGUUUUGAGAUCAGUACUCGUCUUGGGAUAAGUGGAGGCAUUUCCCUUAAUGGUGACUGCAACUGUGCUGGAGUAAAUUUCUCAUCCUGCCUGGGGCGCUGCGGAGCGUAUUCCAAGAGCUUCCCCUGUCACUGUAACGCAGCCUGUGGUCAAUAUGAUAGCUGUUGUGAUGACUAUGCAUCCUACUGUGUUGUCAAGAUGUCAAGAGGUCAAUACUAUCCAAAUAAAUUCCAAACCAAUGUAUGAAGAACUGACCUUGAUUCAUGCCCACCCCAUAAUACAACAAUCUAUAUGUUUGUCACAUUUUCUCACUCCCCUGAAUCUUUCUAUCUCCUGCAGAUAUGACAAUAUCAGCUUUGGGCCUUGUUAUGCACACAGGGCAGGUGUAUCUGUGGUGUGAUGGUGAAAACACAAAGAUCCAGGCCCUGUUAUGCAGAACACAGAGAGCCUGCCCUACUAGAUAUAGACCUGCCCAAGUUAGUCACUUGCAGGACCCUGCAUUGGCCCUGAUUGGCACACAAUUUAUAGUGUAUGGAUGGAGACAAUUCUCUUUUCCUUCAGUGUAUCCCAAGUGAUCAGACAUGUUUAUAAUGGUAAAUAAACAGUUGGCAUAAAA